Messenger RNA from Colletotrichum higginsianum IMI 349063, 1032 nucleotides. RefSeq names its product Tetrahydrofolate dehydrogenase/cyclohydrolase. The record is from RefSeq and is a predicted model, not a curated record. The transcript is spliced from 3 exons. Lineage: Eukaryota; Fungi; Ascomycota; Sordariomycetes; Glomerellales; Glomerellaceae. Gene Ontology annotation, molecular function: methylenetetrahydrofolate dehydrogenase (NADP+) activity; methylenetetrahydrofolate dehydrogenase (NAD+) activity. Gene Ontology annotation, cellular component: cytosol. Bases 1 to 1032 code for a protein of 343 amino acids. Gene Ontology annotation, biological process: purine nucleobase biosynthetic process.
AUGGCCUCCAACGAAGUUGCGCCCAAGACCUGCAAGGUCAUUCUGGCCGACACCAUCGCCAAGCGGCUCCUGGCCGAAGUCCACGACACCCUCGCCAAAGUGCAGGGCAGCGGCAUCUUCAAGCCCACCUUGGUGGCAUUCCUGGCCAACGACGACCCGGCCGCCCUUCAGUAUGCUGAGUGGUCUCAGAAGACCUGCGUCGAGAACGGCUUCAACUUCGACCUGCGUCGGGUAGACAAGGAGCAGCUCGAGGACAAGAUCACCGAGGCCAACGAGGAUGACAAGGUCGACGGCAUCAUCGUCUACUACCCCAUCUUUCCGGGCAACCCCACCCACGACAAGUACAUCCAGGAGACCGUUUCGCUGGCGAAGGACGUCGAGGGUCUCUGCCAUCAGCACAUCUUUAAUAUGUACCACAACGUCCGCUUCUUGGACCCUCCUCAGAACCUGAGGAAGUCCAUCCUGCCCUGCACGCCCCUCGCCGUCGUCAAGAUUUUGGAGCACCUCCAGAUCUACAACCCCAUUCUUGCCUACGGCAACCGUCUCUUCGGCAAGACCAUCACCGUCAUCAACAGAUCCGAGGUCAACGGCCGCCCGCUGGCGGCCUUGCUAGCCAACGACGGCGCUACGGUGUACUCGGUCGAUAUUACCGGCGUCCAGCUGUUCACUCGCGGUAAGGGUAUUAAGCGGAUACGCCACCAGGUCGAGAACAAGGAGGGCUGGGGUCUGGAACAGGUCCUGCCAAUCAGCGAUGUCAUCAUUGGUGGUGUUCCGAGUGAGAAGUACAAGAUCUCGACCGACCUCAUCCGCGAAGGUGCAGUUUGCAUCAAUUUCUCUUCGUUCCGUAACUUUGACGCCCCUACGGUCAAGGAAAAGGCCGCCAUCUACGUCCCGUCUGUCGGCAAGGUCACCAUUGCGUGUUUGUUGAGAAACUUGGUGCGUCUCAUCGCCAACCGUCCCACGACAAAAGACAACGGUAACGAAGACGCCUCCACUGCCCAGGCCAGGAGCGAGGCUUUCACCGAGGGUUGA